This is a messenger RNA of Arctia plantaginis, 2202 nucleotides long. NCBI's taxonomy places the organism in Eukaryota, Metazoa, Arthropoda, Insecta, Lepidoptera, Erebidae. The record is from the annotation of a GenBank genome assembly.
AUGAGUCCCUCGAACAAUACGGACGAUGAGGGAUGUAUGCUGGUGAAUACUACACAAAAUGUGAUUAUUACUGGUGCGUACAAUGGUAUACCGCAAACACUUAUAUUGAACUUGGUAUCCUGGUUAUGCCUCAUUGUGUUGUUUACGGUGUUGCGACGAACUGCAUGGAACUAUGGCCGAAUGGCGCUCGUGCAGCGUACGAAGAGUCGGUGGACGAGCCUGUUCUAUCGUGACGUGGAUGGAGACGCACUGGUUAAUGGAAGACGGAGCUCGGAAGAAACCGUCAGUAUAGAUGAAGGAUUUUUCACUUGGCUGCCUGCCGUGUUCCGCUUGACUCGCGAACAGGUGCUGGCAAAGUGUGGCCCUGACGCUGUGCACUAUCUCUCUUUCCAAAGACAUGCAAUAACUCUAAUGUUUAUCGUCACAUUGAUAUCCAUCGGUGUGAUCUUACCUAUCAACUUUCAAGGAACUGAUUUGAAUGUAGAUUCCAGUACUUUCAGUAGAACUACCUUGUCAAACAUUAAUGGAAAAUCAAGUUGGCUGUGGGUCCAUACCCUGAUCAGCAUAUCGUUCCUUCCAGUAUCUGUUCUGAUAAUGAGAAGGUGUACAGGACGUAAACCAGUCCCAACGUCUAUGACAGGAACAAUUAUGAUCACAAACAUUUCAAAAGCAGAUAGAAGUGAGUCAACUAUAAGAGCUUAUUUCAGCCAUAAUUUUCCUAACAUCCAAAUUGUGGAUCUUCGUUUGGCUUACAACAUCAACUUACUAAACGAUGUGUUAGAAAAAAGAGAAAUGGUGUCCGAAGCCCUCUUAUACAGUGAAACUUACUAUAAGAAAACUGGAAAACGCAUUACUGUCAAACCAAAGUGGUGUGGAGGAGAGGUGGAUGCUUUGGAAUACUACAGCAAUGAAGAAAAGAGAUUGAAGGAUGAAGCAAAGAGAUGCCGAGCUAUGGUGUUGAAUGAUCCAAUUGGUAUUGCAUUCCUGACAUUACCAUCAUACCAGCUCGCUGAACAUGUAAUUAACCAUUUUAAUUUACACCGUGGCUGGGUCUUGAGUCAUGCUACGAAUCCAUCAGACAUUAUUUGGGAAAAUUUAAGUGUACAACCAGGCGUCUGGUAUGUAAAGGCUAUUAUUGUUAAUUUCUUUCUGUUUAUUGUUCUAUUUUUCCUGACCACUCCAGCAAUUGUUGUAAACCUUUUCAAUACAAUGGUAGCUAAACCAGAGAGUUCGGGGAGAAUCAGUACUGUAAUCUUUGAAUUCCUCCCUACCCUACUUCUCUGGACGAUGGCUGCAGUCAUGCCUGCAAUUGUUUCAUUUUCUGAUAAAUUUCUUUCUUAUUGGACCAAGUCUCAGCAAAAUUAUUCUAUCAUGACUAAAACUGUAUCUUUUUUGCUGUUGAUGACUCUUAUUCUGCCUUCUUUAGGACUGGCUAGUGCUGAAGCCUUUGUCACAUGGACUUUUAACCAUGAAAAUGACACCAUGAGAUGGGAUUGUGUGUUUCUGCCUGACAAGGGUGCAUUCUUCGUUAAUUACGUAAUAACUUCAGGCUUUAUUGGUACGGCCCUGGAAUUAAUUCGUUUUCCAGAAUUAUUCCUUUACGUAUUGUACUUGUUGCAGUCUAAAUCUAAAGCUGAAAAGAGUUACGUUAAGAAGGCCAUUCUUUACGAGUUUCCAUUUGGCGUUCAUUAUGCGUGGAGCCUUGCAAUUUUUUCAAUUACAAUGGUGUAUAGCCUCGCCUGUCCGCUGAUUGCGCCAUUUGGGUUGAUCUAUAUGAUCUUUAAACACGUAGGCGAUAAACAUAAUCUGUAUUUCGCAUACGGUCCAUGCGAUAUGAGUGGCGUAGGUGGGGGUAGGAUUCACUCCACAGCUGUAAGGCUUGUACGGGUAUCGGUACUCUUGUUACUCGUUAGCAUGGCUGCGUGGGCGGGUUUAAGAGCAGGGUUUGAAUCCAGAACUAUAGUCUUAAUUAUGGCUUCGAUAGUCGCUUUCGGUACUUUCCUGUUACUCAGCCCGUUCCCGAGCUGUACCCCUCCGGCACCUCUGCAGGAGGAGUCUAGUGUUCGGUUAACUGAGUACGUGGCGCCUGCGCUGACGAAGCCCAUGGAUACCCCUCUUAGCAGCACGCCUACGACUCCGGAUUAUGGGGCUUCGUCACCUGUGACUAAUCACUCAUACAGUCCUGAGCCGAUAAAUAUAUAA